This is a messenger RNA of Conger conger (European conger), 2852 nucleotides long. It is a transcript of the gene rnf11a, whose product is annotated as ring finger protein 11a. The coding region runs from base 405 to 845 and encodes 146 amino acids. The transcript is spliced from 3 exons. Lineage: Eukaryota; Metazoa; Chordata; Actinopteri; Anguilliformes; Congridae. The record is from RefSeq and is a predicted model, not a curated record.
CAGUAUACCUCGCGGAUGCGGCACAUCCGUUCCAGGAGUUUGUAAACAGAGCGAAAGGAGAGAUGGAGUCGACAAGAGGUCUCACCUAAAACAUUAUAUAAUCAACGAAGAACUUGUGUCAGUCAUAGAUAAAUAGCUAAAUAUAUUUUAUUUUAUAUACGCCGUUGAAUGUUUCUUUUCUACAUAUACUAGUAAUUUCUAGGAUUAUAAUAAUCCAACCGACCGAUAGUAACAUUUGUGGUUUUGUGAAUCGGCGUGUUGGUCAGCGGAGUGCCUUUACAAACCAAAAACAGAAGGAAAACAGACUAUUCCAGCGCCGAAUCCGAUCUGUAGUGACCGUCUGGGUUGGCAAACCGGGAGCGCAGCCUGUGUGCAAUCGUCCUCCGUAUCACUGGUUCGGUUCAAUGGGGAACUGUCUGUCCUCGCAGGGCGCCGAUGACUUGUCGCUGCUAAACGAGUCAGAGGGAGCCAGUCUACCAGGAGAGCCGCCGCCGCCUUAUCAGGAGCGAGUCCAAGUGCCAGUUUACCAUCCUACCCCCAGUCAGACUCGACUGGCUACCCAGCUGACAGAGGAGGAGCAGAUCCGUAUAGCCCAGAGGAUUGGGCUCAUCCAGCACUUGCCCCGCGGCAUCUUUGACCCUGGUUCAGAGCCCUCUGACAAGAAAGUUAAGGAGUGUGUGAUCUGCAUGAUGGACUUCGAGUAUGGGGACCCCAUCCGGUUCCUGCCGUGUCUGCACAUCUACCAUGUGGACUGCAUCGAUGCCUGGCUCAUGCGCUCCUUCACCUGCCCCUCCUGCAUGGAGCCAGUGGAUGCCGCCCUGCUCUCCUCAUACGAGACUAACUGAGCCAGCCCCACUCUUUAGUCACCACAUCCCCUGAAAUCACAGUCGAGCUGUUUGGGGGUGGAGGGACUGAUGCAUGGAGGGAGGGGUUGAGCAGUAGGAGAGUAUAUGUGUUUGUGUGUGUGUGUGUGUGUGUGUGUGUGUGUGUGUGUGUGUGUGUGUUUGGGGAUGGAGCAUGCCAAGAGCCAUUUUUCGAUUGAGGGGUGGGCGGUGCAGAAUAGGAACGGGAUGAUCAGUUGAAACUGAAGUGUUGUGUCUUUGCUUGAAAGCCAAAGACCUGGCUUACACUUCCUACACAAAGUCAUCAAUGAAGGAUGAAAUGUACAACUACAAAUGUGAAAACAUUUAGCCUAUGUGAACAUAUACUACCAAUAGGUAGUGGUGGAGAGGGGGUGGACUCAUCGGUUCAGUUCAUGUGCCUGAUUUUUAUUUUAUUACGUGGCUUGCACCGUACCACCAAGAUCAAAGGUGCAAUGAGUAACUGACAAAUAUGAAGUUUUGCUAGGUUCCGAUUGGUCAAAGGGUAAAUCUUUGCCUAAAUAUUGCUGUUUGACAAUUGGCUUUCCCUUUUUAAGACUGACUAGACCAGCUAGUGUGAAAUAUUUCUUGUAGUUUCUUGUAGGGACGGGGGUGCAAAUGAGUGCCUCUAAGGUUCUGCACAAAGGCAUCUCAAAGCACAGAGCCCCAUACUAGAAUGCAAUUUGAAUAAUUUCAAAUCUUUUAUCCAAAAAGUGCAUUCAUGAAUAUGAAAAUUUUGGACAAGUCAUGCCAUCUCAUUUCUAUUUAUUUUGUGUGUGUUAUAGUUGUCCUUGUGAUUUAAUUUGUUGUCCCAAAGCUGCUGUUUAUUGUUUGUUUAGCCUUUAUAUAUGUAUUUACAUGUUCCUAAGGAGCUUUGCCUUGGAUUUGUGCUCUAUGCCAUUGAGACGAUAUAUGGAAUUGUGUUUUUGCUGAUGUUAAAUGCCCUUUUCAGAGCAAACAUGCUGUGCAAUCCAGACUGUGCAGACAUCCUCAUCUCUCUAGCCAUUCUCUAGCUUCAAUCUGUUUCAAGUUUAUUCUGAUUGUUUCUUCCUCAGAAUUACCUUGCAUUUUGCAUAUUUUAUGAUCCGUGAAAAGAAUUAAGUAACGUUCAAGAUAAGUCAUCAAUCUGUAGUCAGGUCUGAGAUGCGCUGGGGACAAUGGUUUGAAUUAAAUGUCAGACAAAUUAAAUAACUUGCAUAUUUUUUUCUGUCAUAUCAUUUACCCAUUCAAUUUCAGAAAAUAUUGUAAUCACAAGCAUUUUGGAGCUUACUGACUCAUAGGGCAAAUGACGUGUGCAAUCACGAGGGAAAUAUGACAUCUUAGUAGGAAUUGUUUGGGCCAAAAAUGGCUGUUGCAAUAAUUUUUAAACAAAGGACAAGUCAAUGUGUGUACAGCAUACAGGCUUGUGAAUGGCUAGAGGGGAGGGAAAUGAUUAAGCAUUGUCCGUGGUUAUCAAAAGUUUUGUGAAAUACAAUCAUCUCUUAAACGUGUUAUUUAGUGUUUUUUUUUUUUUGCUAAAGAUUGACCUUGAAACACAUGCCAGGGUGUGUCUACAGGCAAGAGUUAGUAUGGUGAACAGGAAAUAGAAAAAAUCCUGGCUGCUUUUACUACUAUAUUGAUUUUUCUUUUGUUUUAUUUAGAUGUGUGCAAUAACGGCACGGCUUUUAGGAAACGAUCUACUCGCCACAAUAAAGGUGGAUGCCAAAUGAUUCUGGAGUGACUGUGUUACAUGCCUUUUAUUCAACGUAUGCAAUUCAAGCAAAUGUGCCACCUUCAGUUAAGGUCACAUGAUAAUUCCCUCAUUUUAUUGUGGAAUUUAGCUGUGAAAAACACUGUUAAUUAUGACUUAUAUUCCAAAGCACAUAGAAUGGGGUUUGCAUUGAUACAUUUGGACGUAUUUGUGUGAGUAAUGUGUGUAUUUGUUGAUUAAAUAUGAAAAUUGCAAGUAACUGUUACAUAAAUUGUAUUUGUUAAUAAAAUGUAAAUUGAUAA